ACAUGAAAUGGGUCAACAAUCACAGGUUUCGUGUUCAAAUAAAGGGGCUUCGGCCAUGUGACCACUUCACGUUUCCUGCCCCCAAAACAAAAUUAUUUAAACCCUAAUUUCCAAGAAACUGCAAGAUCUACCAUUCACCAGUGACGUAGCCUCAACAAAGGUAACCGCUUUCCGGCUUAAACCUUUCAAUGCAUCAAGAUACCUGCUCAAAUUAGCCUCUAAAACCCAAAACUAAUCAAGAUUUUAACCCCACACCAAAGGAUCUGAAAUUUUGAAUUGGGUUUACCCAAAAAUUGGGUUUUGAUUGAGGGUUUUGGUUUGUGAGAUUUAUAUUGAGAAAUCUGAAUAGGGUUUGCUAAAAAAAUGAAUUUUUGCUUGAGGGGUUGUGGUUUAUGAGAUUAAUAUUGAGAAAUCUGAAUUGGGUGUUGUUGAUUGAAAGAUUUCUUGAAAGGGUUUUGAUCUGUGAAGGUUAUUUUUGGAGAAAGUUUAUGUAUUUGAGAUCCAUAUGGAAGAUUGACUCGAAUUUAGGCAAGUCAACCGGUUUGUGGUAUUAAAGUUUCUAUUUUUAGUGUUUGAUGCAUAUGGUUGUUGUCAUCGUUGAAAAAGAUUGUCUGGCGAACGUGUUCUUGUGGGUGCUCCGGCGGUUUUCUCUGCAUUGUGUUGAGCAAACAGCUAGAGAUAGAUGGGAUAAAAGUUAUUUCAAACUGCAGGGUGGGUAGAAAGAUUUUGUUCUAUUUCGGAGCGAAAUCGAAGUUGUUGUUUGGAUUUUGGUAUUUAGAUUAUUGUUCAAUAAUGGGUUCUUCCCAAGAUUCUUCGUUGUCUACGAAUGUGGCCGGGUUGGUUGAGGGUUCUGCGAUAGAUACGUUGCCGGUGUAUGUAAAGGAACUGAUUGCCGGCGGUGCUGCCGGAGCAUUUGCUAAAACUGCUGUUGCUCCACUGGAACGAAUUAAGAUUUUAUUGCAGACGCGAACACAAGGUUUUCAUUCACUUGGAGUCUAUCAAUCGCUCAAACGGCUACUAAAACACGAAGGGGUUCCUGGAUUUUACAAGGGAAAUGGUGCUAGUGUUCUUAGAAUUGUUCCAUAUGCAGCAUUGCAUUUCAUGACAUAUGAGCAAUACCGAUGUUGGAUAUUAGACAACUACUCUGUAUUUGGUACAGGGCCUGUUGUAGAUCUUCUAGCAGGUUCAGCAGCUGGAGGGACCGCUGUUUUGUGCACGUAUCCCCUGGAUUUGGCUCGCACCAAACUUGCGUAUCAGGUUGUCGAUACGAAAGCAAGUGUAGGGAAUGGUUAUAAAAGUAUUACCGCACCACCUCGUUACAGUGGCAUUAAGAAUGUGUUGGAGAGUGUUUACAGAGAGGGUGGGAUGCGUGGCUUGUACCGAGGUGUAGGUCCAACUCUUAUUGGCAUACUGCCAUAUGCUGGUUUGAAGUUUUACAUUUAUGAAGAACUAAAGAGCCGUGUAUCUGAGGAGAAUCAGAGAUCGAUCAUGAUGCGUCUUUCAUGUGGUGCUUUGGCUGGUUUAUUUGGUCAAACCUUUACAUACCCUUUAGAUGUUGUUAGAAGACAGAUGCAGGUUGAAAAUCUUCAAGCUGGUGGUGUGAGACAUGCGAGUACAUGGAAGGGGAUUACCACAAUUGUUUCUGAACAAGGUUGGAGGCAAUUGUUUGCUGGCCUCAGCAUUAAUUACAUCAAGAUUGUUCCUUCUGUUGCGAUCGGUUUCACCGCAUAUGACAUGAUGAAAUCAUGGCUUCGCAUACCUCCUCGACAGAAAACACAAUCAGUCUCUGCCGCUUAAGUUCUCAACAAGGAAAAAUAAAAGCAAGUGGAAUAUUCAAAUCUUUCGGUUUCAGUUGUCAUUAGAAGAUUCCAUUUGUUGAAUGUAAAAUUGUCAUCGAGGCGUUAAGGUUGCAGAUAGUCCUUAGCAUAUCUGUUAGGUGGUCUUGUAUAACAAUAUAAGCAGUGUCUAAGGUUACACAUUAUAAUAUGCACCAUCAGUUUUGAUGGAGACGUCAUAAAAAUGUUAUGAAAUACCUGUCGAAUUUGGUCGAAAAA
Molecule: messenger RNA, 2054 nt
Organism: Helianthus annuus (common sunflower)
Lineage: Eukaryota; Viridiplantae; Streptophyta; Magnoliopsida; Asterales; Asteraceae
Product: mitochondrial carrier protein CoAc1
Exons: 7
Coding region: 793-1797 (334 amino acids)
Biological process (GO): transmembrane transport
Source: RefSeq, a predicted model, not a curated record